This is a messenger RNA of Truncatella angustata, 348 nucleotides long. RefSeq lists its product as uncharacterized. NCBI's taxonomy places the organism in Eukaryota, Fungi, Ascomycota, Sordariomycetes, Amphisphaeriales, Sporocadaceae. Bases 1 to 348 code for a protein of 115 amino acids. The record is from RefSeq and is a predicted model, not a curated record. The transcript is spliced from 3 exons.
AUGUAUCAGAGGUUUGAUUGCCUGUACUCAAGGCUCUUCUGGGACAGAACAAUUCUUGUAAUCCUUCGCACUCCUCUUCAUGGCGGGGUGUAUCAUUAUCAAGCUCGGUGUCGCCAAAGCGGGAAUUGCCCCCGCAUUUUUCGCGACGUUGUGCAAAUGAUUUUCAUGCGCUUCAAGGGUAGGCCUCCGGCAAGCGCCGAAGCGGAGUCCCUGAAGAACCAGUCGGCAAGGUACACCGAGUUCUGUGUCCAGCGCAUUAUGUCAGGCUAUGGGGACAACGGUUACACGGUACUUGAACUUCCUAUACUCAUCAACGCUUGGAUCGAGUCAACAUGCGAGUAUAUCUAG